Pimephales promelas (fathead minnow) is the source of this 2732-nucleotide messenger RNA. It is a transcript of the gene ssrp1a, whose product is annotated as structure specific recognition protein 1a. The record is from RefSeq and is a predicted model, not a curated record. Gene Ontology annotation, molecular function: DNA binding; nucleosome binding; histone binding. Lineage: Eukaryota; Metazoa; Chordata; Actinopteri; Cypriniformes; Leuciscidae. Gene Ontology annotation, biological process: regulation of chromatin organization. Gene Ontology annotation, cellular component: nucleus; FACT complex.
GCGGUGCGGAGUCAUGGAAACGCGUGACCCUUCAACACUUCUUCCGGGUUACUGUCUUUCUUCAGAACCCGGAGGUUUGACGCGGGAAACAGGAGAAUAGAAGAGCUUGAUCAUUGCAGUUGUUUGUGUUUUCAUCAAAUUUCUUCAACACCGGGAAGCACGCUUAUACGUUCAUAAAGUCGUUCUUCACCCAAAAGAUGGGAGACACUCUGGAGUUUAAUGACAUCCAUCAAGAGUCGAAGGGAUCUUGGAACGAUGGGCGUCUGAAGUUCAGCAAGCAGUCUGUGGUCUAUAAAAGCCAUAAAACGGGGAAGGUGGACAGUAUCCCGGGGCCCGAACUCUCUGAGGCGCAGUGGCGUCGGGUCUGCCUGGGUCACGGGAUCAAACUGGUCACCAGCACUGGACACAUCUACAAAUACGACGGCUUCAAAGACACAGAUUUUGAGAAAAUCUCUGCGUUUUUUAAAGCGAACUACAAAUUGGAGUUGGCAGAGAAGGAUAUGUGUGUGAAGGGCUGGAAUUGGGGCACCGCCAAAUUUUCAGGGUCUCUGCUGUCGUUUGAGGUGAGCGAAAGUCCUGUCUUUGAGAUCCCGCUGUCCAGCGUGUCCCAGUGUGCGACGGGAAAGAACGAGGUGACGGUGGAGUUCCAUCAGAACGAUGAUGCGGAGGUGUCACUCAUGGAGGUCCGCUUCUAUGUCCCGCCCAACACUGGAGACGACGGCACAGACCCCGUGGAGGCAUUCGCUCAGAAUGUCCUCUCAAAGGCAGAUGUCAUCCAAGCUACUGGAGAUGCCGUGUGUAUCUUUAAAGAACUUCAGUGCCUUACGCCGAGAGGAAGGUAUGAUAUUCGUAUCUACCCCUCCUUCCUGCACCUGCAUGGUAAGACUUUUGACUAUAAGAUCCCCUACACCACUGUCCUGCGUCUCUUCCUGCUGCCACACAAGGACCAGAGGCAGAUGUUCUUUGUGAUCAGUCUCGACCCGCCCAUUAAGCAGGGUCAGACGCGUUAUCAUUUCCUCAUCCUCCUCUUCUCCAAAGAUGAAGACCUCAGUCUUGCUCUCAACAUGAACGAGGAUGAGGUGGAGAAGCGUUUUGAAGGGAAGCUCAGUAAGAACAUGUCUGGUCCGCUCUAUGAGAUCGUCAGCAGGGUCAUGAAGGCUCUGGUCAACAGGAAGAUCACAGUGCCUGGGAACUUCCAGGGUCACUCCGGGUCUCAGUGUAUAACGUGUGCGUACAAGGCGAGCUCAGGGCUGCUGUAUCCUCUGGAAAGAGGCUUUAUCUAUGUGCACAAGCCACCGGUUCACCUGCGCUUCGAGGAGAUCUCCUGCGUUAACUUCGCCAGAGGAACAACCACCACUCGCUCCUUUGACUUCGAAAUAGAGACCAAGCAGAAAAACCAGUUCACCUUCAGCAACAUUGAGAGGGAAGAAUAUGGAAAGCUUUUCGACUUUGUCAAUGCCAAGAAACUGAACAUCAAGAACAGAGGAUUUAAAGAGGGCAUGAAAGGAGGAGAAGGCUACAGUGACUCUGAUGAAGACCAGCAUGACGCUUACUUGGAGAGGAUGAAACAAGAGGGCAAGAUCAGAGAGGAGGGAGACGGCAGCGAUGAAUCCGAGGGCGAUAGCGAUGAGUCUUUCAACCCUGGGGAAGAGGAUGACGACGUCCCAGAAGAGUAUGACAGUAACGCUUCAGCGAGUGCCAGCGAGGGAGAGGAUGGUGACAGUGAAGAUGAAGGACAGAAGAAAAAAGUUGAAAAGAAGCCCAAGAAAGUGGUGAAAGAGAAGAAAGAGAGAAAACCACGGAAAGAGAAAAAGGUGAAAGACGCAGCUGCUCCUAAGAGGCCGAUGAGCGCUUACAUGCUGUGGCUGAACGGCAACAGAGAACGCAUCAAGAGUGAGAAUCCUGGGAUAUCGGUUACUGAAAUCUCCAAGAAGGCUGGAGAAAUGUGGAAGCAGCUGGGCAAAGACAGGAAAGAGGAGUGGGACAAAAAAGCAGAAGAGGCCAAGAAACAAUACGUGAAAGCCAUGGAUGAGUACAAAAAGAGUGGAGGGGGAGGAGCGGCAUCUGUUUCUAAGGAAAAGAAAAAGAAAGGAGGGAAGGUGGAAGCUAAGAAAAAGAGUGUAGCUGAAAAGGAGAAAAGGAAAGAAGGUGGAAACGAGAGCUUUAAGAGCAAAGAGUUCAUCUCCAGCGAGGAGAGCUCAUCUGAAUCUGACAACGACAGAAGCGGCAAACGCAAGGCUUCUGAUGACGAUGAUGAAGAGGAAGCCGCCUCCACACCAGCCAGCUCAGAGGAGUCAGGGUCUGACUGAUGUCACUGACGGCACAAAGACAUUUCCACAUCUCAGGUUUCACAAAUGAAUAAUUGAUGAGUACUUGGACCAAGACUUUCUGCUCCCAUGCUGUUUGCGCUCCACGCACGUUGUUUCACAUAUUUUUCCAUUCAGACUGAGAACUUGGAAAUAGUCCGGUAACAUUUUUCCCUCCUCUGAGAGUGACACAAGAACUCUCCGGUUUUUAUUUUAUUUUACUCUUCUCCGGUUUUGGUAGACUGUCAUGAUUCAGGGAAGUGUGGAUAGACCUGCUUGUUCAGGAUUUUCUUUUUUCUUUUUUUUUUUCAAAAUGGAAAGACUGCACUUCAGUAAAUGUUUUGUUUAUUUCAUUAACAUGUUUUGUAUUUUUAGCUAUCAAAUUGUUAAUCACUGUUUUGCAAUAAAAGUUCAGUGAGUGAUUAA